Cryptococcus wingfieldii CBS 7118 is the source of this 594-nucleotide messenger RNA. RefSeq lists its product as hypothetical. The coding region runs from base 1 to 594 and encodes 197 amino acids. The transcript is spliced from 6 exons. The record is from RefSeq and is a predicted model, not a curated record. NCBI's taxonomy places the organism in Eukaryota, Fungi, Basidiomycota, Tremellomycetes, Tremellales, Cryptococcaceae.
AUGAGCUCUGCUUCUCUCGUAUCAACCGGUCUCAAAGCUUUCGCCUGCUUCUGGGCGGCCCUCACUUUCUCCGUGGCCGCUGGAUUCAUUGCCAAAACAGAUGACUUCUUCACUCUGCUUGGCGGAAGCAAGUAUGUCAGGAGCACCCACCUCACUGCCGGAAACGCCCUCAUCGCUGCUGGUGUCCUCGCCUGGCUCUUGGUCUUGACCUUUGUCAGCCCCCGCAACAUCUGUGUCUCCGUCAUGGUCGACACCAUUUGCUUGUUCGCCCUCUUCGUCUUCUUCUUGGGUUCUUCCGCCACUCUCUCAACUUUGGCGUCACUGGCACGAGCUUAUGACACAUAUACCUGGGCGAAGCUCGGCGAAGCUACUCUCGGUAUUGCUUGGGUUAUGACCUUCCUUAUCCUCGGUAUCCUUAUCUUCCAAGUCGCAUAUGCCCUUCUCAACUUUGGCGGCUCUUACGCUACUUGGAGAAGUUCUUUCAGCCAGCUCGUCAGCCGUCCCGAGGAAGUGGCGCCUGCGACGCCUACUACUGAAAAGGAGGCCAUCUCUGCCGAGGCUCCUGUCGCGGCUGUCCCUGCCCUCGAAGUUUGA